Molecule: messenger RNA, 4440 nt
Organism: Lytechinus pictus (painted urchin)
Lineage: Eukaryota; Metazoa; Echinodermata; Echinoidea; Temnopleuroida; Toxopneustidae
Exons: 14
Coding region: 111-3449 (1112 amino acids)
Cellular component (GO): plasma membrane
Source: RefSeq, a predicted model, not a curated record
ACCAUUGUACUUUGCUAUGCACAUUUGGCAUUGAAUCGAGUGCCUUGUACUACUUGCGUGCAAUAACGUAUCAUUUCUCAUCCAAUCUGAUAUCUCUUGCACAUUUCGAAAUGGCUCUGAUAAACGUUUCACGUUUGACUGUGAUAGGAGUCCUAUCUAUAUUCACCUGCUUCAUUCAAGGUACAUUAACCUCGGAAGUACCGGACGAUACCGUGUUAACUGAUGGACAGAAAACGGUACGGAUGGGCGACAGUGUUGUCCUGACAUGUCGGUUUCGAGGCUCACCAUUGGCUGUCUACUGGAAGAAAGGUGACGACCCAAGAAGGGCGCCAAACCUUGUAUCAUGGAUUCCUACUGAUGACGUCACCGGUUUAUGUGAAGGUCAAAGGCCAUGUGAGAUCAUGGAGAUGAAUGAAGAUCGAUCUUUGGUCAUCAAAGAAGUCAGCAUUGCCGAGGAGGGUCGAUACAUCUGUCGAGUAUCGAACUACAAGGGAUACCUCAUUCACAACUUUACAGAUAUCCGUGUAUUUGCGCCUCCCUCGGAACCAUAUCCACGUAUUGAGAAAUGCCAAGAGGAACCCGUCAACAAUGCUCCGCAAUAUUGCAGCCUCCCAGCUUUUGACAGUGUCACUAUCACCUGCACCGCAUCGAAUUACUUUCCCGACAUUGAUCUGUUCUUCAUCCACGAAUCUAUUACGACGAACGCAACAUACUCGCAUACCGGCAUCGAGACAAACGUGGACGGCACUAAAAACAGAUCGGUUUCCAUCGUCGCCAAGCCGAGUGAAACCCCCUAUGUGUGCGUGGCGUCCCGUAUCCCUGGAUCGCAAGACCGAAGGACAGUGAGUGUAACAGUGUAUCCUAUUGAUACAAAAGUUGCCAUGACGACAGCACAAACUAAUCAAACGACUCCACCUCACCAGAGACAUGUAGCAGCCAAAGUUGUUGUACCGCUUAUUCUGAUAAUAUUGGUAGCGGUUCUCGUUUGCGUCAUCAUCUGGUGGUAUAGGAAGAAGCGGGCAUCGAAUUACGGGAAAGGGGACUUGGAAGCGUCGCCUUUGCGCCCGAUGCAAGAUAUCAAAGGGAAAGUUUCUUUUUAUGAAUUAUGGAACUUGAUACAUCACAUGGAAUCUACAUACUCGAGAAAACUACGGGUGGCCCUCAUCAACCUGAAUAUAUGUCGGGCAGAAGAUGAACUAUCUGCAGACAAUGCCUAUAAUUCGCUUUGUCAAUGGAAGGAUACAAAUACAUACGAUGAUGAAGCUGCGGUGCUGAAAAAUGCAUUAACUGGACAUGCACUUAAGCCAUUAUGGGAAAAAAUGUGCGGUAAGAGAUAUGAAGCAACGAAUGUUCCUGACAAAUCAUUGAAUCGUAUUUUAUGGAACGUUGGUGGUGAUAAACAAGUACGAAGUUUCUUUCGUGAACUUCUACAUGACCAACAAGAGAGUUCGUUGGAAUGGUUCGGAAAUGAAAGUGAUGGAAUAAAGGAUGCUACGACAUUUCUAAGGAAAUGGUGUGACAAAGAACAUGAAGAAAACCAAAUAGUCCAACUAAGUUUAGCUCUAGAAAGAGCCAAUUUCAAGCCUUUAGACAGAUCAUUUUUCGAAGAUCUUGAAGUGCCCGAAUAUCUUCAGCAAGCGAUAACCCCUGCUGAGAUUCAGAAGUGUGUCUACAGACUCACAGAAAGGCAUGUUAGGAGGUUGGCCACGUCUGUUAAGAUAAAGGAUGAAAAUCAAAUAACCACCACCAUCGAUGAAAAUAAGGAAGUGCUGUUGAUCGUUGAACAGAUGAUAAAUGACUGGUUGAUUGGACAAGAAUGUGGCAACUAUGAGAAGAGAUGUAAACUGGAUGAUGCCAUCAUUGAGAUUGGUCGCCAUGAUAUGACAGAUUCAUUUGGGACAACGAGCUACAGAGCCCAAUCAGGAGACGAUCAUAAGAGAGAACAUUCUUAUGCGAAGUACUUCGAUUGCAGCAGUUUAUUUGAUGACGACAUCGAAUCGUUGCUCAGGUAUCUUCCAACAGGUGCGAUACCAAUGUUUCUCCAAAAACUGGGGAUUUCACGAUCACAAGGAGACGACGAUGUCGGAGAAAGGCUCCGAUGCUGGAGAGAUCAAAGGAUCGGGAAACCCAAAGGAUGUUCCCUACAAGAAACAACUGCAAUCCUUAUAGAUACCCUGCAGGAGACAAAUAACAAUUUCGUGUUGUCCUUAAACGAUGAUGAUCUGGAAAACAUAGUUGCAAGCAUGACCUCUCCAAAGCAGAUGGAAGUACUCGCAUCGAAGCUGAAGAUAAAACCGGAGGGACCACCAUUACAAACCCUCAAAGACUGGAUGGAUGGGUCUAAAAAUGACAAUCGUCGUGACAUUUUGUGGAAAGCGCUCACUUCGAGUGAAUUAUCAGGAUGCAUCGUUCAACAACUUCCUUCAGAACACGUUUACAAACCUGAGAUGUUACGGUUAGCUUGGAGCAUGUUUUCUAUUGACGUUCUGCCAUUAGCGAACUUACUCGACAUGAAUAUCAACAGAAGGGAUUCCCAGUUGAAAGGAACUGCUAAUUUGUUUCUGAAACUGUUUGAAAAAUUGAUUACCUUAGACUCAGUUCGUCGUCGUGAUUUCUUUUUUGCCAUCAGAAAACUAGGGUAUCUGGAUGUUGCACGAUCUGCAUAUUUUGGUUAUGACGCAAGCCUUAGCGAACUGUGCAACAUGGUAUCAGGGCUGUCGAAAGUCGAAAUUGUGAAGUUGAUGGACAAUCUGGAAUUAGACAAAGAUGCUCUCUCAGUCUGUAAAGGAACAACAGGAGAAUACGACAUCGUCAGACUCAUGGAGAUCUGGAAAGGACGACACAGUUCAGGACCAUUCCACUACAGAUUAAAGUUAGCUUUAGGUCUACGUGCUGCUGGAAAAACCGAGGUUGCCAGGAAGAUUAUUGCAGGGAUAGGUAUCUCUGACAUGGUGACAGUCAAUCCCGAUGUGGUGAAAAGGAUAUGCGACGGAAUUGGCAAUGGUCAAUUGAGAAGGCUUGCGGAACACCUUGGAUUAAAUGCCAAAGGAGAUAACCAUGUCGAUACUUCAGCUCUUGUUAUCCAGUGGGCAACAGAGUGGUUCAGCAAGGCUGACCGUUCUUCACUUCUCCAAUCCCUUAAAGGUACGUUCACGUUCACCACCGAGGAGAAAUCUCGUAAACAAAAAGAAAUCGACAAUCUUUUCAAGGCAGGAUUUGGCAGACUUGCUGAAGAACUAAUGCUCCUCGAGGUAUCUAGACUAUGUCUCAUCAAGCAGGGGCCGAUGACAUUAUCCGAUGAUUUCGUAGAUGAAACUUGCGAAAGUAAAAAUCAAGAGACACCUGAACAAAUGGAAUCUGAGAACAAUCCACCAAGCGAAGCAUGUUCCAAGGACUCAAGUACGGGUGUUCAAGGGACAUCAUGCAACAACGAGAAUGACGAUACGUAACUGUAGGGAUAUGCUUGAACUGUCGGAGAGCUCCUUAAAGUUGUUUCCAGGAGUGAAAAGAAAUUUUGGGGGAUAAUUUUUUUUCUUCAAAUAUUAAUAUGAUUGUAGUGGCAAAGACGCCGCUGAGAUGGUUAUUAAUGCUAUGGGAAGGGCUAUUAUAGCUACCGAAGAAGAAUAUACAAAUGUAAAUAGAACCAUGGAGGUAUCUAUUAUACCUUGGCUAUGAGACUCGAUGGUGAAUUAGUUCAAAUGAUACAAGGAUUCCCCCCCCCCCCCGUUUUCAAAGUAAGUUUUAAUACAAAUUCAUUUUUUGUAACAUCUUUGUUUUUUGUGACACACUUUAACUCGAUUGACGGAAUAAUCGUUGAGUAGUGUGCGUAUAAUUAUAUAGAUCGAGCCUUCAAACAGUUAGCUAUAUUCAUAGAAUUGUUUGAUGAAGGCCCAGUGGUCAGAUAUUAUGUCUACAAUGUCAGUACAACUAUUGAAUUCGUCAUAUUUUUGCCAUUAAAUUUUAAAUGAAAUGAAAUGUGACACUGCUAUGAUUGUCACAAAUCGGUAUUCUGAACAGUGUUUUUUCUUUGUCAUAUCUCUGAGAAAGAUAGAAUGUCGAGAAAAGACAAUGUUCAGAAUACCGUCCCUGAAGAUCAACACUAAAUUUUCAUGUCUGAAGAAUCAUUGAGAGUUAUGAUAACUAGAUAUUUAAUGUCAUUUUUAUGCUCUCUGUUCUUCAUGUUGUAUAUGAAUUCACAAUUUUAUACAAGAUAUUCAUUUUCUGCAUAUUAGAGUCUUUCUUGACUUUUUUCAAUUUGACUUAUUUAUACACUCGCGUUAAAUGAUUUUCCAUUAUAUCCUUUUCUAGAAGUAGUCCAUGUUGGGAAAUCACAAGAACUGCAAUAUAGUGCCCCGGUACUUUCAGCUGGGAAAAACAUUGAAAUAGGCUUUCGGUUGUUUUUUUUAAUAUAUAUGUUCAAUUAACUUUUAUUAAAAUGUU